Molecule: messenger RNA, 1410 nt
Organism: Danio rerio (zebrafish)
Lineage: Eukaryota; Metazoa; Chordata; Actinopteri; Cypriniformes; Danionidae
Gene: pdcd2
Product: programmed cell death 2
Cellular component (GO): cytoplasm; cytosol
Source: RefSeq, marked provisional
GUCUGAGAUCUUGUUUAACCCGAGCCUUAAUCUCAGUUGAACAAACACCCGCACAUUUUUUUUUAAACUCUCAGCUCUGAAUGUAUGUGAGAGUUUGACAGAUGGCUGCAAAUACAUUGAAAGAGUCAAAUACACACAGUGACGUCGUGCUGGGCUUCUUAGAGGAGGCAGAAUCAUGGCAGCUUCUGAGUGACCAGUUUCCAAGUAAAGUCGGCGGGCGACCAGCGUGGCUGAGCCAGUCGGAUUUACCAGCCGUGUCUGAGUUACAGUGCGAGGAGUGCAAACUGCCGGCGGUGUUUCUUCUGCAGGUCUAUGCGCCAGUCACUGAAUAUGAUCGAUGUUUUCACAGGACACUGUUUGUGUUCUGCUGCAAGACACCAGCCUGCUAUACUCGAAACGACAGCAAGUGUUUUAAAGUGUUCAGAAGUCAGUUACCAAGGAAAAAUGAGUUUUACCCUUUUAAUCCUCCUCCUGACGAAAAGCCUGAACAGCCAGUACAUGAUGCUCAGGUUUUGGGUUCAGGACUCAAACUGUGCAGGCUGUGUGGUUGUCUGGGACAGAAAGCCUGCUCUCGAUGUCACUCUGUCACAUAUUGCUGUAAGGAGCAUCAGACCACAGACUGGAAACAAAGACACAAGAAAGAGUGCUUAGCUGAGGCUUCUCAAGUUUCAGGGGAGCUGAAUUCAUUUCUGUUUCCUGAGUGGGAGCUGGUCACCGAACCAGAGGUGAUUCCGGCAAAAGAUGAACUUCAGGAAUCCCCCAGUCUGGAUCAGGAGAACAUUGCAUCUUUAAAUAGCGGUUUGGAGGACAGUGAGCUGGAGAGUAUGGCUCUUCAUGAAACGUUAGACUCCAAAGUCUUUCAAAAGUUCAAGCAGCGCAUUGCUAAUGAGCCACAACAGGUUUUGCGGUAUUGUAGAGGGGGAUCUCCUCUUUGGGUGACAGCUGAACAUGUGCCACGUGAAGAGGAAGUUCCAGAGUGUACAUGUGGCGCAAAACGGCUCUUUGAAUUCCAGAUAAUGCCCCAAUUACUAAAUCACCUGAAAGUGGACAGUACAGAUGCCAGCAUAGACUGGGGGACAGUGGCCAUCUACACCUGUGCUGAAAGCUGUGAUCAAGGCAACAAAUAUUCCCCUGAGUUCAUCUGGAAACAAGACUUUUCAGGAGAUCAAGCAGAGUAGAACUAUUCAUUUAAAUGAACUUUGUAUUAAAGAUAUGUGGUGAAUCAAAAUGAUUGAUUCCUUCAUAGUUUGGGUCUUAAACUUCCAUUAAAAUAUCCAUUGUCAUAUGAAGAAAUUCCACAGAUUUUGGUUUGGACAUGCUGCCAAUAAAAAGUUUGGGUUAAGACUUUAACCUGAGAUACAUUCAAUUGAUCAAAAAUUAAAGUAAAACAUUUACAUUGUUGCAAAAAAA